GUUGCCUCCUCCCUCUCUCCCUUCUCCUCCCCAGUCUGCCCCAACUCUUCCCCACCCCUAGCGCUCUCCGCCUCGCUCGCCUCCUGCCCUUCCCCUCCCGCUCCAUCCGGGUCGCUGACGGCUGGCUCUGGGCUAGAGAGCAGUGGCGGCUGCUUUUCUCUGAGGAACCCGGUAAAGUUUCACAGGAGCCGAGGAGGUGAGCCGCGGAGCAGCUUCACCGACGCCGGAGGAGCUCUGGUGUUCGCAGCCACUGGCUGAAGGAGGAGGGUCCGGGAACUGGAGACCUGUCUCAGCUGCUGCGCUGCCUCCCUCUUGCGGGAGGCGCCGCCCCCAGCCGCCCUGGGCUUCCCCUGCCUUGAGGGGCCGGGUGAGUCGUUGCCCCGACAUAGGGAUACCUCCAACUUGCCAGUGUUUCAGAAGGGAGUGUUUUAUUGAAACUGGAAGACCAAAAGAAUUACAAACAUGUUGUGCUGGGGAAAUGCAUCUUUUGGACAGCUAGGUUUGGGUGGAAUUGAUGAAGAAAUUGUACUAGAGCCCAGAAAAAGUGACUUUUUUAUAAAUAAAAAGGUUCGAGAUGUAGGAUGUGGACUCAGACAUACUGUAUUUGUUCUGGAUGAUGGAACGGUAUACACAUGUGGAUGUAAUGAUCUAGGGCAGCUAGGUCAUGAAAAAUCGAGAAAGAAACCAGAGCAGGUUGUUGCGCUGGAUGCUCAAAAUAUCGUUGCUGUUUCAUGUGGAGAAGCUCAUACAUUAGCACUAAACGACAAGGGCCAGGUGUAUGCUUGGGGUCUCGAUUCUGAUGGACAACUUGGCCUGCUAGGAUCAGAGGAAUGUAUCAGAGUACCCAGAAAUAUUAAAAGUUUGUCGGAUAUCCAGAUAGUACAGGUUGCUUGUGGCUACUAUCAUUCACUUGCACUUUCUAAAGCAAGUGAAGUCUUCUGUUGGGGACAGAAUAAAUAUGGCCAGUUGGGUUUAGGCAUUGACUGUAAAAAGCAAGCUUCACCACAACUGAUUAAGUCUUUACUUGGAAUCCCUUUCAUGCAAGUUGCAGCAGGAGGAGCCCAUAGUUUUGUACUCACCCUUUCUGGAGCUAUCUUUGGAUGGGGACGCAACAAAUUUGGUCAACUAGGUCUUAAUGAUGAAAAUGAUAGGUAUGUUCCUAAUUUACUAAAGUCACUAAGAACUCAGAAAAUAGUUUAUAUUUGUUGUGGAGAAGAUCACACUGCUGCACUAACCAAGGAAGGUGGAGUGUUUACUUUCGGAGCUGGAGGGUAUGGUCAGUUGGGUCAUAACUCUACCAGUCAUGAAAUAAACCCAAGGAAAGUGUUUGAACUUAUGGGAAGCAUUGUCACUCAGAUUGCUUGUGGAAGGCAGCACACUUCUGCUUUUGUUCCUUCAUCAGGACGAAUUUAUUCUUUUGGACUUGGUGGUAAUGGACAGCUAGGAACUGGUUCAACAAGCAACAGAAAAAGUCCUUUCACUGUGAAAGGAAAUUGGUUCCCUUAUAAUGGACAGUGUCCACCAGAUUUUGAUUCUGAAGAAUAUUUCUGUGUAAAAAGAAUUUUCUCAGGUGGAGAUCAAAGCUUUUCACAUUACUCUAAUCCCCAGAACUGUGGGCCACCAGAUGACUUUAGAUAUCCUGAUCCUUCAAAGCAGAUAUGGACUGUGAAUGAAGCUCUAAUUCAAAAAUGGCUGAGCUACCCCUCUGGAAGAUUUCCUGUAGAGAUAGCCAAUGAAAUAGAUGGAACGUUUUCUUCGUCUGGUUGUCUAAAUGGAAGUUUUUUAGCUGUUAGCAAUGAUGAUCACUAUAGAACGGGCACCAGAUUUUCAGGGGUUGAUAUGAAUGCUGCUAGGCUUUUAUUCCACAAACUUAUACAGUCUGAUCAUCCUCAGAUAUCUCAGCAGGUGGCAGCUAGCUUGGAAAAGAAUCUUAUUCCUAAACUGACUAGCUCCUUACCUGAUGUUGAAGCAUUGAGAUUUUAUCUUACUCUACCAGAAUGUCCCCUGAUGAGUGAUUCCAACAAUUUCACCACAAUAGCAAUUCCCUUUGGUACAGCUCUUGUGAACCUAGAAAAGGCACCACUGAAAGUACUUGAAAACUGGUGGUCAGUACUUGAACCUCCACUAUUCCUCAAGAUUGUAGAACUUUUUAAGGAGGUUGUGGUACAUCUUUUGAAACUCUACAAGAUCGGCAUUCCCCCUUCUGAAAGAAGAAUUUUCAACAGUUUUCUUCAUACCGCAUUAAAGGUUUUAGAAAUAUUACAUAGGGUAAAUGAGAAAACUGGACAGAUUAUACAAUAUGAUAAAUUUUAUAUACAUGAAGUACAAGAAUUGAUAGACAUACGGAAUGAUUAUAUCAACUGGGUCCAACAGCAGGCCUAUGGAAUGGAUGUCAACCAUGGAUUAACUGAGUUGGCAGAUAUCCCUGUUACAAUCUGCACAUAUCCAUUUGUAUUUGAUGCCCAAGCAAAAACUACUCUGUUACAAACAGAUGCAGUCUUACAGAUGCAGAUGGCUAUUGACCAGGCCCACAGACAGAAUGUCUCCUCUCUUUUUCUCCCAGUGAUUGAAUCUGUGAAUCCUUGCUUAAUUCUAGUGGUACGUAGAGAAAAUAUAGUAGGAGAUGCAAUGGAAGUCCUUAGGAAAACAAAGAAUAUAGACUACAAAAAGCCACUCAAGGUUAUAUUUGUUGGAGAAGAUGCUGUUGAUGCAGGAGGGGUACGCAAAGAAUUUUUCUUGCUCAUCAUGAGGGAAUUAUUGGAUCCUAAAUAUGGCAUGUUUAGGUAUUAUGAAGAUUCCAGGCUCAUUUGGUUUUCUGAUAAGACAUUUGAAGACAGUGAUUUGUUCCACUUGAUUGGUGUUAUCUGUGGAUUAGCAAUUUAUAAUUUUACUAUUGUGGACCUCCAUUUUCCUUUGGCUUUGUAUAAGAAACUGCUAAAAAAGAAGCCAUCUCUGGAUGAUUUGAAAGAACUAAUGCCUGAUGUUGGGAGAAGCAUGCAACAGUUACUGGAUUAUCCAGAAGAUGAUGUUGAGGAAACAUUUUGUCUUAAUUUUACGAUCACAGUUGAAAACUUUGGUGCAACAGAAGUGAAAGAACUGGUUCUAAAUGGUGCAGACACAGCUGUUAACAAACAAAAUCGGCAGGAGUUUGUUGAUGCUUAUGUGGAUUACAUAUUCAAUAAAUCAGUGGCUUCCUUAUUUGAUGCUUUUCAUGCGGGCUUUCAUAAGGUCUGUGGAGGAAAAGUCCUUCAGCUCUUCCAGCCUAAUGAACUACAAGCAAUGGUUAUUGGAAAUACAAAUUAUGACUGGAAGGAACUGGAAAAGAAUACAGAAUACAAAGGAGAAUAUUGGGCAGAACAUCCUACAAUAAAAAUGUUUUGGGAAGUAUUUCACGAAUUACCAUUGGAAAAGAAAAAGCAAUUUUUGUUAUUUUUGACAGGUAGUGAUCGCAUUCCUAUUCUUGGUAUGAAGAGUCUAAUACUAGUCAUCCAGUCAACAGGAGGUGGUGAGGAAUAUCUCCCAGUUUCCCAUACCUGUUUUAAUCUUCUGGAUCUUCCAAAAUACACGGACAAAGAAACUCUACGCUCUAAACUGAUCCAAGCUAUUGACCACAAUGAAGGUUUCAGUUUAAUAUAACUUUGGAGUUAUAACUAUUCAGUUUACUGCAAAAGCAUUAAACUAACUAUUAGUGUGUUUUUUUGUGGUGAUGAAUCCAGCAAGGUGACAGAGGUACUAUUAUAAUUCUUACUUGCAAAAUGUUCAAUGCAAUGAGUAUUCAUGAAAGCCAAAAAACAUUAAAGGAAAUGAACAAACUGUGUUAAUAUUAAACUUACUGUACAGACCCAUGGAUUUUUUUUUGCCAUCUUCCAAUAAACAUACAAGUAUUGUGAAUACAUGGAAGUUUUACUAACAUGAAUUUUAAGAGUUUGCAUAUUUCACAAAUGAUCUGGUGUGAGAGUGCAUGAAAAUGUUGCUUAAUUUUUCUUCAAUCACGGCUCAAAAACCUUUAACUUUGGCCUGCAAUAGUCAUUUGAUUAUUUUUUCAUUUUGUAAAUACUGUUAAGUUUUGUAAUAAAAUAGUUAUGUUCUGAUACCA
Molecule: messenger RNA, 4096 nt
Organism: Globicephala melas (long-finned pilot whale)
Lineage: Eukaryota; Metazoa; Chordata; Mammalia; Artiodactyla; Delphinidae
Gene: HERC4
Product: HECT and RLD domain containing E3 ubiquitin protein ligase 4
Biological process (GO): protein polyubiquitination; ubiquitin-dependent protein catabolic process
Cellular component (GO): cytoplasm
Molecular function (GO): ubiquitin protein ligase activity
Source: RefSeq, a predicted model, not a curated record